Molecule: messenger RNA, 633 nt
Organism: Trichosporon asahii var. asahii CBS 2479
Lineage: Eukaryota; Fungi; Basidiomycota; Tremellomycetes; Trichosporonales; Trichosporonaceae
Product: structural constituent of ribosome
Exons: 2
Coding region: 1-633 (210 amino acids)
Biological process (GO): ribosomal large subunit assembly; cytoplasmic translation
Cellular component (GO): cytosolic large ribosomal subunit; ribosome
Molecular function (GO): RNA binding; structural constituent of ribosome
Source: RefSeq, a predicted model, not a curated record
AUGUUUGGCAAGAAGACCGGUGCCGCUGCCCCCAAGCAGGAGGCCCCUGCUCACACCGAGAAGACUGUCGGUGGCAAGGGCAACGGCGGCAAGCGCCUCAUCCCUACCCAGAAGGCUUCGAAGUACUACCCCACCGAGGACGUUCGCAAGCCCAAGGUCUCGCGCAAGGUCGCCGGCAAGGCCGCUCUCCGUGCCUCGAUCACCCCCGGAACUGUCCUGAUCCUCCUCGCUGGCCGCUUCGCCGGUCGCCGUGUCGUCUUCCUUAAGCAGCUCGACUCUGGCCUCCUCCUCGUCACCGGCCCCUUCAAGCUCAACGGUGUCCCCCUCCGUCGUGUCUCGCAGGCUUACGUUAUCGCCACCUCGACCAAGGUCGACAUUGCCGGCGCCAAGGUCCCCGAGACCGUCAACGACGCCUACUUCGCCAAGUCGAAGUCUGGCAAGAACUCCAAGGAGGGCGAGUUCUUCGGUGAGGGCAAGGAGAAGAAGGAGUUCCCCGCCGAGAAGAAGUCGGAGCAGAAGAACGUCGACGCCCCCGUUCUUGAGGCCGUCAAGAAGGUCGACAACCUCGCCAAGUACCUCAAGGCUUCGUGGGGUCUCUCCAACGGCGACCGCUUCCACGAGCUCAAGUUCUAA